AUGGGUUCAACUCCCAUCCCAGAUCCCACGCAUCGCAAGCGCGAACUCCCCCAGAAUGAACUUGAAGCCUCUUCGCACCUGAAGCUUGGUGAAUUCCAAAAUGUCCCUACGCUCUCUCUUUCUGAGGCGCGUUUGGUCAUCAACAAAGUGCUUGAUCUGAGAAAGAAAUCUAAUAAUAAAUACGAGGAGAGGGAGACCCUGAUAAAAACUCAGGACUAUCUCGAAGUAUUUGCGCGUUUCAAGGAGAAGGAAAAUAUUGAAGCCGUUGAGCGGUUACUCUCCGCGCACACGGAGCUAGAGUUCUUUGAGAGAUCUCAGCUAGGUAGUUUAUGUUGCGAUAAUGCCGAGGAAGCGAAGGCUCUUAUUCCCAGUAUUGGAAAUAAAAUAUCGGACCACGAUUUGCAGGAGCUAUUAGACGAGCUGACGAAACUGAGAAAUUUCGUUGAAUAA
Messenger RNA from Ophidiomyces ophidiicola, 450 nucleotides. RefSeq lists its product as uncharacterized. Lineage: Eukaryota; Fungi; Ascomycota; Eurotiomycetes; Onygenales; Onygenaceae. Gene Ontology annotation, molecular function: translation initiation factor binding; nucleotide binding. Bases 1 to 450 code for a protein of 149 amino acids. Gene Ontology annotation, cellular component: P-body; RNA polymerase II, core complex. Gene Ontology annotation, biological process: mRNA export from nucleus in response to heat stress; transcription initiation at RNA polymerase II promoter; positive regulation of translational initiation. The record is from RefSeq and is a predicted model, not a curated record. The transcript is spliced from 3 exons.